UGUGUUCUGUGGAGGAGAGUGGCGCGUCUGAUCCGCGUGGAGCCUCUAGUUUCCUCCUCUGACGCGCUUCUGCUGCUGACUGAAAGAUUGCGGGCGCCAUCUUGGAUCGGGGAGAUUUUUAAACGGGAAAAGUCAAAGAACAGGAAAACAACAACAACAACAACAAAAACCUCUAUAAAACAUCGGCAAACCCGCCCGUUCGGACCCGCGGCGAAAAUGCCACUCGGUUUGAAGUCAUGACAUCUGUUUUAAAGUACUUUUUCGAGACUUGGACGGAGUAAAACAGCAGCGAGCGGUAUAGCAGGAGAUCUCUCUCCUCAGCUGGGAAAGUUGUUUUGUGUGAGUUCGCUCGUUCGCGAACACCUUUACCUGUCAGAUAUGACAUCAGCCAAUGCAGACAUGUCUGAGUCACUGGCCGCAGCAGCUGGAUCUCAUGCUAACAGUGCCGCCGUUGUGCCAAAGGCCAACAACAAACGACAAGCCACCUCGGACUACGACGACGAGGAGGAAAGCAAAUUGUUCAGGUGUGAGGAUGACGGAGGCGGAUCGAAUGACAAGGAGAGAUUUGCCAGGGAGAAUCACAGCGAGAUCGAGCGCAGGCGGAGGAAUAAGAUGACCGCGUACAUCACCGAGCUGUCAGACAUGGUGCCCACCUGCAGCGCUCUGGCACGCAAACCAGACAAGCUCACCAUCCUGCGCAUGGCUGUGUCACACAUGAAGUCUCUCCGAGGAAGCGGCAGCAGCAGCACCGAUGGAGCAUAUAAACCCUCCUUCCUCACAGACCAGGAGCUGAAGCACCUGGUUCUGGAGGCGGCUGAUGGUUUUCUCUUCGUGGUGUCGUGUGAGACCGGCCGUGUGGUUUAUGUGUCGGACUCGGUCACACCCGUUCUGAACCAGGCUCAGUCGGAUUGGCUGGGAUCAUCUCUGUAUGACCAGCUCCAUCCAGACGACACAGAGAAACUCCGAGAGCAGCUCUCCACCAGCGAGAACAACAACGGCGUAGGCCGGAUGUUGGACAUGAAGACAGGCACGGUGAAGAAAGAGGGUGGGCAGGCCUCUGUGAGGAUGAGUAUGGGUGCACGCCGCUCCUUCAUCUGCAGGAUGAGAUGUGGAGUGUGUCCAGUAGAGCCGGUGUCCAUGAACAGACUCAACUUCCUGAGAAGCAGAAACAGGAAUGGACUGGGUCCUCCUAAGGAGGGCGAGCCGCAGUAUGCAGUCGUGCACUGCACAGGCUUCAUCAAGUCCUGGCCUCCUGCAGGAGUGACUCUUUCUGAAGAGGAGGCCGAUAAUAAUCAGGGAAAUCGUUUCUGUUUAGUCGCCAUUGGAAGGCUACAGGUCACAUGUUGCCCGAGCGACACAAACAUAAAUAACAUCAGCGUUCCAGUGGAAUUUAUUUCCCGCCACAACUGUCAGGGUCUCUACACCUUUGUGGAUCACCGCUGUCAGGCGAUGAUCGGCUACCAGCCUCAGGAGUUACUGGGGAAGAACGUUCUGGAGUUUGCACAUCCAGAAGAACAGGGCUUACUGCGAGACAGCUUUCAGCAGGUGGUGAAACUGCGAGGCCAGGUGCUCUCGGUGAUGUUCCGGUUCCGCUCUAAAUCCCACGAGUGGAUCUGGAUGAGAACGAGCUCGUUCACCUUCCAGAACCCUUUCUCUGAGGAGAUCGAGUACAUCAUCUGCACCAACGCCAAUGUCAAUAGAGGGAUGAAUCAGGAGUCCCUGUCCCCCCUCUCUUCCCCUUCACUGGGGCAGGGCAGUCCUAACUGCCCCUCCACCCCCAGCCCGGGGCAGGUCACAGCCAGGCAGAUGCAGCAGCAGCAGGCCGAGUUAGACGAAGGGAUGGGACGAGACGCAGCGUUUGAGACCAGUCAGGUCACGCUCCCUCAGGGUCCGCUGCAGACGGCGAGUGUAGUCAGUCCUGAACACAUCAGGGUGAUUGACAGGUGUCCGUCUCUCUCAGACUCUAAGGCCAUGUCCUCCAGCGGACAGCAGCUUUACCCUCCAGCAGCAUCUUUCCCCAGCUCCGCUCGUCCCAGCGAGCCCUUCAGGUCAGCUGGAAUGGCUCAGCAGAUGGUUCCUCACUCAGCGGGUCAGAUGCUGGCGCAGAUGUCCCGUCAGAGCACACCGUCUGGAGUCAGCGGCAGCAGCAACAGCCCCAUUCAGCCCCAGACGGGCCCCACAGCGCCUCCUGGAGUCUGGUCUGCCACACGACCGCCCUUCAACACACAGCAGAUGGCAGGUCAAGUUGGGAAGAGUCAGUCACCUCAGUUUAACAUGGGAGGCUUCAGCUCCGCCCCUACAUCCUCCACUUCCUCUUCCUUUGGCCAGAUGGGCGGGGCUUCUGCUUCAAUGGCCAACACAUCAAAUUACCAACAAAUAUCCAGCCACAACAACCCUUCAACUAAUGUAUUCGGUGACAUUAAUCAGAUGGGAGCGCAGUUCAGCUCCAGGCCAGCAGAGGGAGUGUCAGGCUGGCAGCAGUGGCAAACUCAGCCACACACACAAGGCACUGCAGACACACACCAGCAGCCUCGAAACAACCAGCCAGAGAUGUUUCAGGAUGUGAUCUCCAUGUUGGAUCAAACCGGCGGCUUCAGCAACGAUGAUUUCGCUGAGAUGCCCAUGUUUCCUCCUUUCCCCGAGUAGUGUUCCGCUUCCGGUCACUUCCUUCACUCCCUGUUGAGCUCUCACGCGCCAUUUCUUACUCUCUUAACCAGAUCGAUGGCAGAACUGAGGCACAGAGGGCUCUGAAAAAGAGUGAGACUGAUGCAUUGUGAGAAUGGAAGUUAUAAGCCAUAAUGUGAGGAUACAGAGUAGCACACAGACAGACAGACAGACGUCGUUAAAACGUGUUCACUUUAAAAUCAUGCACACUUCGAGCACUAGCGGUCGCACACUGUCUGCCGUACACACACAUGCUUUGAUUUAUGAGAUGGCCACACACACACACACACACACACACACACACACACUGUCCCUGACUGUGAUUGUGUACCGAUUGCACUGCUUUUGACCCAAUGAUGAAAUGUGUGAGGAUUGACUUCUUGAGUUUGGCCUCAGAAUAAUAAUCAAUCUAUAACGAGCAGGAUCUGUGUCCUUCAAAGCCAUUUUUAUCUCUAUCAUAAUUAUUGUUAUCAUAAUGUCUUGUUUUAAUAUAUAUAUAUAAGAAGAAACCUUUAAUGCUUCAUCUCUUCGUGUGUUAAUUUGGAAAUCUGAAUUAUUCUGAAUUAGUCUUGUACAGAGAAUAUUCCCGAACUGUUAAUGCCGGGGUUUUCUUUAGAUCGAAAGCUUUUUGAUUAAAUGUUUGAUGCUUGCUGUUGAA
Molecule: messenger RNA, 3322 nt
Organism: Cyprinus carpio (common carp)
Lineage: Eukaryota; Metazoa; Chordata; Actinopteri; Cypriniformes; Cyprinidae
Product: aryl hydrocarbon receptor nuclear translocator
Biological process (GO): regulation of transcription by RNA polymerase II
Cellular component (GO): aryl hydrocarbon receptor complex; cytoplasm; transcription regulator complex
Molecular function (GO): RNA polymerase II cis-regulatory region sequence-specific DNA binding; DNA-binding transcription factor activity, RNA polymerase II-specific; protein dimerization activity
Source: RefSeq, a predicted model, not a curated record